AUGGCGCCGGGGCGGUUCUGGCGCUGCUGCCAACGCGGCGUGGGCUGGGUGCCGGUGCUGUUCAUCGCCUUCGUGGUGGCCUGGUCCUACUACGCGUACGUGGUGGAGCUGUGCGUGUUUACUCUUUCUGGAAAUGGAGAAAACGGAAAGGCCGUUGUUUACCUUGUGGCUUUUCAUCUGUUCUUUGUUAUGUUUGUAUGGUCCUAUUGGAUGACAAUUUUCACCUCUCCUGCUUCCCCCUCCAAAGAGGUAAAUUUAAUGUUGGUAAAUUGCCAAAUCCUAUAACUAAUUAUGGAAUUAUUUUCUCCGUGUUACCUUUGUUAAAACUUUAUUAUAUGAUGCAUUUGUUCUGUUUCCAUUCAUGAAAGUGCUUGGUAAUUCUGCAUUGUGGAUGUGAGUCACCAGCUUAUUCUCAGGUACAACCCCCACUCACAUAGCAUAAAGAUUAAUGAUGUGUUAAAGUUUAGCUAUACUAA
Miniopterus natalensis is the source of this 476-nucleotide messenger RNA. The record is from RefSeq and is a predicted model, not a curated record. Lineage: Eukaryota; Metazoa; Chordata; Mammalia; Chiroptera; Miniopteridae.